Messenger RNA from Paramormyrops kingsleyae, 1183 nucleotides. Lineage: Eukaryota; Metazoa; Chordata; Actinopteri; Osteoglossiformes; Mormyridae. The record is from RefSeq and is a predicted model, not a curated record.
CCCCGCUUACGCACCUGUUUUUUGUCUAUGCACGGCGUAUACUGAUUAAUUUAUUUAAAAAUAUGUAUUGUAAACCAUAAAAAUGCAAAAAACAUUCAUUGCACUGUAUUUACUACCGGCCGUUUUCGUUAAGGUAAAUGCAUUUGAAUCAUUUACAGAAGCGAGAAAAGUUUUGGAAGAAAUUGCAAAAUUAGGGAAGACUACAUACAGUUUUUUUCAAGAAACAUGCGGUGACUCGUGGAUUGAUUUCAAUUCAACGGGGCUCCAAGUCGACCUUGAACAGAAGUUCUUCGGGCAGCACAUAGCGUCAAAGGUUUUACUGAAGGCAAUUACCGACUUUGCAAACAACAAGACUCCAAAAAAGCCUCUUGUCCUUUCACUCCACGGAGGGACGGGAACUGGGAAGAGCUUCGUCAGUCAACUCAUAGCCUCCAAUAUCUACAAAAAAGGGAUGUCCAGCAGCUUUGUGCACCAGUUCGUGGCCACUGUUCACUUUCCACACAAAAGUAAAAUUGACAUCUACAAAACCCAGCUACAGCAGUGGGUAAAAGGGAAUGUGUCCAGUUGUGAUCGCUCUAUGUUUAUAUUUGAUGAAAUGAACAAGAUGCCCCCUGGACUUAUUGACGGUAUUAAGCCAUUCCUGGAUUACUAUGACAACCUGGAUGGUGUGUCCUAUCGACGUGCUAUUUUCAUUUUUCUUAGUGAGGCAGGUGGAGAGAGAAUUAAGCAAGUUGCCUUCGAAUUCUGGAAAAAUGGAAAAGAUCGGGAAGAAAUUCAACUGUCAGACCUAGAAGAAAAUGUGUCUCUUGAGGUGUUCAACAACCAGUACAGUGGGUUCUUGCACAGCAGCCUGAUUGAUGAAUACCUGAUUGAUUUCUACAUCCCAUUCCUACCUCUGGAAUACAGACACGUCCGCAUGUGUGCCCUGGCAGAGAUGGCCAAUCAGAACGUGGAACUUGAUGAAGACAUUGCGGAUGAAGCUGCCAAAGCCAUGAUAUACAGCCCACAAGACGAGAGGGUAUUCUCCUCUAUGGGCUGCAAAACAAUCAGAAGCAAACUGGUGCAAGUAGACAAAAAGACUAGCGGGAGAACAUUUUAAAACAAAUUUGAGGAAGCACUUCUUUACACAGCGUGUAGUUAGAGUAUGGAAUAGUCUCCCUGCUAGUGUAGUGGAAGCUAAAAC